Passer domesticus (house sparrow) is the source of this 3352-nucleotide messenger RNA. It is a transcript of the gene TNPO1, whose product is annotated as transportin 1. The transcript has 26 exons. Lineage: Eukaryota; Metazoa; Chordata; Aves; Passeriformes; Passeridae. Gene Ontology annotation, molecular function: nuclear import signal receptor activity; small GTPase binding. The coding region runs from base 330 to 3002 and encodes 890 amino acids. Gene Ontology annotation, cellular component: cytoplasm; nucleus. Gene Ontology annotation, biological process: protein import into nucleus. The record is from RefSeq and is a predicted model, not a curated record.
GAGGGGCGGCGGCGGCCGAGCCGGGUUCCCUUUGUUCAGCCGUUUCGGGGGCCGGAGCAGCGCCGCCGGAGCUGUGGAGGGAGAGGUCGGGCCGCUCCCUCGCCACUCCCCUGCCGCCGGGCUCUGGGAUGGUGUGGGCUCCUGCCAGUGUGGGACGCACCGGGGAAAGGCGGACGGCGGCGCCGGCGGCGCCGAGGCGGCCUGGGCGGGCGGAGCCGUGCCCGGCGCUAGGACCCAGCAGGACGCGAGGCGGCUCUUCGGGCCGGAUCACAAAUUCGUCGUGACUCAGUCUCUGCUCAGCGCGGAGGCAGCGGGAGCAGACAGCCAAGAUGGAGUACGAGUGGAAGCCUGACGAGCAGGGGCUCCAGCAGAUCCUGCAACUGCUCAAGGAGUCCCAGUCUCCGGACACCACCACGCAGAGAGCCGUGCAACAAAAACUAGAACAACUCAAUCAGUAUCCAGAUUUCAACAACUACCUGAUUUUUGUUCUUACAAAGUUGAAGUCUGAAGAUGAGCCAACACGUUCCUUGAGUGGUCUAAUCUUGAAGAAUAAUGUAAAAGCACAUUUUCACAACUUUCCGAAUGGAGUAACUGACUUCAUUAAAAGUGAAUGUCUGAACAACAUUGGUGAUUCCUCCCCCUUAAUUAGAGCUACUGUAGGCAUUCUGAUAACAACCAUUGCCUCAAAAGGGGAGUUACAGAAUUGGCCUGAACUCCUGCCAAAGCUUUGCAGCCUGUUGGAUUCUGAAGAUUACAAUACCUGUGAGGGUGCUUUUGGUGCUCUUCAGAAGAUUUGUGAAGAUUCCGCUGAAAUUUUAGAUAGUGAUGUGUUGGACCGGCCACUCAAUAUCAUGAUACCUAAGUUCUUGCAGUUCUUCAAGCACAGCAGCCCAAAAAUACGGUCUCAUGCAGUGGCAUGUGUCAAUCAAUUUAUCAUCAGCAGAACUCAAGCUCUUAUGUUGCACAUAGAUUCUUUUAUUGAGAAUCUUUUUGCGCUGGCUGGUGAUGAGGAGCCUGAAGUACGCAAAAAUGUUUGCCGUGCUCUUGUAAUGUUGCUGGAAGUUCGAAUGGAUCGCCUCCUUCCUCAUAUGAUUAGUAUAGUUGAGUACAUGCUUCAAAGGACCCAGGACCAAGAUGAAAAUGUGGCUCUGGAGGCAUGUGAAUUUUGGCUGACUUUGGCUGAACAGCCAAUUUGUAAAGAGGUAUUAUGUCGGCAUCUUACUAAGCUGAUACCUGUGCUGGUAAAUGGUAUGAAAUACUCAGAGAUUGAUAUUAUUCUUUUGAAGGGGGAUGUUGAAGAAGAUGAAGCUAUUCCUGAUAGUGAGCAGGAUAUAAGGCCUCGUUUCCAUCGUUCGAAGACGGUGGCUCAGCAACAUGAAGAAGAUGGUAUUGAAGAUGAUGACGAUGAUGAUGAUGAACUUGAUGAUGAUGAUACUAUUUCUGACUGGAAUUUAAGGAAAUGUUCUGCUGCUGCUCUAGAUGUCCUAGCUAAUGUAUUUCGUGAUGAACUUCUACCACACAUCUUGCCACUGUUAAAGGAAUUGCUCUUCCACCCCGAGUGGGUAGUUAAAGAAUCUGGUAUCCUUGUUCUUGGCGCAAUUGCUGAAGGCUGCAUGCAGGGUAUGAUUCCAUAUCUUCCAGAGCUAAUCCCUCACCUUAUUCAGUGCCUCUCUGACAAAAAGGCUCUUGUGCGCUCCAUUACAUGCUGGACUCUUAGUCGCUAUGCACACUGGGUAGUUAGUCAACCCCCAGACACAUACUUGAAGCCAUUAAUGACUGAGUUGCUGAAGCGUAUCUUGGAUAGCAACAAGAGAGUACAAGAAGCUGCCUGCAGUGCCUUUGCUACUCUAGAAGAGGAGGCUUGUACAGAGCUUGUUCCUUAUCUUGCAUAUAUACUUGACACUUUGGUCUUCGCAUUUAGUAAAUACCAGCAUAAAAACCUGCUCAUUCUUUAUGAUGCUAUAGGAACUCUAGCAGAUUCUGUAGGACAUCAUCUGAAUAAACCAGAAUAUAUUCAGAUGCUAAUGCCUCCAUUAAUCCAGAAGUGGAACAUGCUGAAGGAUGAAGAUAAAGAUCUCUUCCCUUUAUUAGAGUGCCUGUCGUCAGUUGCUACUGCCUUGCAAUCUGGCUUUCUUCCAUACUGUGAACCUGUGUACCAGCGUUGUGUAAAUCUGGUGCAGAAGACACUUGCACAAGCCAUGUUGCAUAAUGCUCAGCCAGACCAAUAUGAGGCUCCAGAUAAAGAUUUCAUGAUUGUGGCUCUUGAUUUACUCAGUGGUUUAGCUGAAGGACUUGGAGGCAACAUUGAACAGCUAGUGGCUCGCAGCAAUAUCCUGACACUAAUGUAUCAAUGCAUGCAGGACAAAAUGCCUGAGGUACGGCAGAGUUCUUUUGCAUUGUUAGGUGACCUGACAAAGGCAUGUUUUCAGCAUGUUAAACCUUGCAUCGCUGAUUUCAUGCCAAUUUUGGGAACCAACCUAAACCCUGAAUUCAUUUCUGUGUGUAAUAAUGCCACCUGGGCAAUUGGAGAAAUCUCUAUUCAGAUGGGUAUAGAAAUGCAGCCUUAUAUUCCAAUGGUCUUGCACCAGCUUGUAGAAAUAAUUAACAGACCCAACACACCAAAGACGUUGUUAGAGAACACAGCAAUAACAAUUGGUCGUCUUGGUUACGUUUGUCCUCAAGAGGUGGCCCCCAUGCUACAGCAGUUUAUAAGACCCUGGUGCACCUCUCUACGAAAUAUAAGAGACAAUGAGGAAAAGGAUUCAGCGUUCCGUGGGAUAUGUACCAUGAUUACGGUCAACCCCAGUGGAGUAGUCCAAGACUUUAUUUUUUUUUGUGAUGCUGUUGCAUCAUGGAUUAGCCCAAAAGAUGAUCUUCGAGACAUGUUCUGUAAGAUUCUUCAUGGAUUUAAAAAUCAAGUUGGGGAUGAGAAUUGGAGGCGUUUCUCUGACCAGUUUCCUCUUCCCUUAAAAGAGCGCCUUGCAGCUUACUAUGGAGUUUAACCUCAUGCACUGUAGCUGCAGUCCCAUAAUUAGAGAGAGAGAAGGAAAGAAAGAAAAACUGAGUCUAUGAUACACACAUUAGUUUAUCAAGAAAGUUGAAAGUAUAGCUAUGACAAAAUGCUGGUUCAAGUUUAAUAAGCAAAGUGAUGAAUAUGAUCCUCAAGUCAUCAUACUAAAGACACAGGCUACCUUAUAUGUUAUGAAUUAAUAGAUGGCAGAUGUGGUCUAAGGGAAUACUCUCCUAGGAUAAGAAAACAGGUUUGUUAACACACCAGCUGUGAGAAGUCUAAUGGCCUUCUAACUACAUACUAAAAGAUAUUUCCACUGAAUAAAGAAUGCUGUGCUAAUAA